CGGACGUCGUUUCAUUGGCUGCGUCUGGCACAAAGCCCAAGUCAGCGCGACCGACAAUGGCCAAGCCCUUCCGCAACGUGCUCUUCAUCGAUGGAAGCUACGCCGCCAGCGGCGCCCGCGCCCUCGUUGGCGGUCCGUUGGACUUUAAGCAGCUGCGAGCCGCGCUAGAGACUCUUGUUGGCGGCGAGUUUAGCGAGUGCUGGUACUAUGACAACGAGCGCAUGGACAACCCGAAGAGCCCGCUUCCGAGCCAGAGCGCCUUUGUCUCGUCGCUCAAGCUCGCGCCGCCGCUUGGCCCGCAGUUUCAAGUCCGGUUGUACCCAAUGAAGGCGUGCAAGUGCUUUUGCCCGAGCUGCGGCAAUGGCGUUUCCCACCAAGUCGAGAAAGGCGUCGGGAACGGACUGGCGACCAAGAUGCUCUCGCUCACGUACGAAGACAUGGCGGACCGCGUCGUGCUCUUUGCUGGGGACGGCGACUUCUACGAUACGCUGGACCAUGUGCGCAACAUUCGCCGAAAAGAGCUUUGGAUCGUCGGCUACCGCGCGUCGGUCGUUCCCGACAUCCAGCAGUUCGCGUCCAAGGUCAUUUGGAUGGAAGACCUUUUGCCCCAGUCUGUCGAUGAGAGCAAGAUCAGUCCACCCACCCCCACCACCACCACGAACACCGUGCCCCACCCUACCCCCGUCCCCAACGAGCCACUACCCCCUCUGCGAAUCGUGCCUCCGUCCCAAAGCGGACCACCCGCGCCUCACUCGCCUCCGCAGCAGUCGCUGCCCAGCACGCGGCGCGACGCCGCACCACUGGGACGCCCUCCGGCUCCGCCUUCCUCGGACCUUGUCCCCCGGCGCUCCACCUCGCCACAUGAAGCGCCUCGCGCUGCCUCGUCCACUACUCCGGGCCUCCUGAGCACCCCUCGCUACGCCAUCUCGACGGGCCUCCUCGAGACACCCCGCACGGCCUCGUCUUCUUCGUCGCCGUCGGGUCUCUUGGAAACGCCCCGGCAGAUCACAUCAACGAGCAUGCCCCCCACCCCCCGGUCCUCGUCCUCCGACCUCCCCCCUACGUCGCGGCAGUCGUUGCUCGCCGGGCCACUCGAGUCGCCGCGGCAGGCUUUGCCGGCCGGUCCGCUCGAGACGCCUCGCCACGCGCCGACGUCGCGUCCGCCAAAGUUACCGGCCAACACAGCGGCCGACCCUCGCCGCGCGUACGUCGGUCGCCUCGAACCCAACGUGACCGACCGCGUCCUCCGCGACCUCUUCAAGUCGAGCGGGCGCAUCCUCUCGAUUCGCAUCCACGAAGGCUUUGCGUUCAUCUCGUUUGGGUCGUCGGCCGAAGUGUUUCGCGCCUGUGAGCUCAACAACUCGCUCGUUGGCGGCCGGCGCAUUCUCGUGCAGCCCGAGAAGACGCGCGACGUUGUGCCCAAUCUCAAGCGCAAGCAACCGGACGGCCUCGACGCGCCGCGCAAGCGCCAGCAGCGGUCUCGCCGCGUCUACGUUGGCGGCCUGGCACCGGCGGCGAGCCAGAACGACCUCCGCUCACUCUUCCUGCGCUUUGGCACGAUCGAAGGCAUUGAGCUCGACACGGGGCGUCGACACGCCUUCAUCACGUACCAGGACGCCGAGAGCGUCACAGCGGCCUUGGCGCUCAACGGCAACAACCUCCGCCAGCAUCCGCUCCGCGUCCAAAUCGCGCGGCCGUACAACGAGCCCCGAGUCGAUGACAACGUUCCCGUCCGAACGGUCUCGGUGCACCCGACGUCCGAGCCUCCCAAUGACCAAGCACACGCACGCACGGUCACUGCUCUCACGAACGACACGGUCCGUUCCUACGACGUCUGAGAAUGUGACCAACCAAAGUCCAUUUUGAUAAAUGAUCCGAAUGACAAUGAGAUCGUUUAAACUUAGCGA
Saprolegnia diclina VS20 is the source of this 1907-nucleotide messenger RNA. RefSeq lists its product as hypothetical. Gene Ontology annotation, molecular function: RNA binding; RNA nuclease activity. Bases 57 to 1838 code for a protein of 593 amino acids. The record is from RefSeq and is a predicted model, not a curated record. The transcript is spliced from 11 exons. Lineage: Eukaryota; Oomycota; Saprolegniomycetes; Saprolegniales; Saprolegniaceae.